Messenger RNA from Tripterygium wilfordii, 1507 nucleotides. RefSeq names its product alpha-soluble NSF attachment protein 2-like. Gene Ontology annotation, biological process: SNARE complex disassembly; intracellular protein transport. Gene Ontology annotation, molecular function: syntaxin binding; soluble NSF attachment protein activity. Gene Ontology annotation, cellular component: vacuolar membrane; SNARE complex. The record is from RefSeq and is a predicted model, not a curated record. The transcript has 9 exons. Lineage: Eukaryota; Viridiplantae; Streptophyta; Magnoliopsida; Celastrales; Celastraceae. The coding region runs from base 157 to 1029 and encodes 290 amino acids.
GCGAAAAGUUCAGCCAGCCGGGCUUUCUCCAAUUACCUUUCUCCAAUAUCGUCUGCCACACUCCAUUGAUCUUUGCCUUGUGAAGGUUUGUCGGGUGGCCUCCGAUCUCCAUUUCAACGCCGAUAAUUCUCUGAGACUGAACAAAGGUAGAGAGAAAUGGGAGAUCAGGUGGGAAGAGCAGAUGAAUAUGAGAAGAAAGCAGAGAAGAAGCUGAACGGUUGGGGUCUUUUUGGGUCCAAAUACGAGGACGCUGCCGAGCUAUUAGAGAAGGCUUCCAAUUUGUACAAGCUUGCCAAAUCAUGGGAUAAAGCCGGAGCAAGUUAUGUCAAGUUGGCGAAUUGUCACUUAAAGGUUGAUAGUAAACAUGAAGCCGCCAGCGCUUUUGUUGAUGCUGCUCACUGCUAUAAGAAAACAUCUGCAAAUGAGGCGAUAUCUUGCUUAGAGCAGGCUGUAAAUCUAAUGUGUGAUAUUGGAAGGCUCAGUAUGGCUGCAAGGUAUUACAAGGAAAUUGCUGAAUUGUAUGAGUCAGAGCAAAACAUAGAGCAAGCUAUUGUUAACUAUGAAAGGGCUGCAGAUAUGUUCCAGAGUGAAGAAGUAACAACCUCUGCCAACCAGUGCAAGCAGAAAGUUGCUCAAUUUUCUGCUCAACUGGAACAGUAUCAGAGGUCUAUAGAGAUUUAUGAAGAAAUUGCUAAGCAGUCACUCAACAAUAACUUGCUGAAAUAUGGAGUUAAAGGACAUCUGCUGAAUGCUGGCCUAUGCCAUCUUUGCAAAGGCGAUGUUGUUGCAAUUACUAAUGCAUUAGAACUGUAUCAGGAGCUGGAUCCAACCUUUUCAGGAACACGUGAAUACAGGUUUUUAGCGGAUAUUGCUGCUGCUGCUAUCGAUGAGGAAGAUGUUGCGAAGUUCACCGAUGUUGUCAAGGAAUUUGACAGCAUGACCCCUCUGGAUCCUUGGAAGACAACCCUUCUAUUGAGGGUAAAAGAGAAGCUGAAAGCUAAGGAAAUGGAGGAGGAUGAUCUUACCUAAGAUCAGAUGUCUAUGUUAUGUUGUUUUGGUUCUUCCCAUUGUACGACGUCAUUAUGUCAUGAGACAACUAAAUUGGUAUCCUUUUACUGCAUAUAUAUAUAUAUAUUUGGUUUGGCUUUUAACAAGAGUGUGUGUAAGCGUAACAUCUUGGACGGCGUAGCAAUGAACUUGAAGAGUAAAGAAGAGGGGACUCAAUGGAUGAUUAUGUUGAAGUUCUGGAUGCAUAUUUUAUGCCCUGAUUCACAGCACAAUCCUUAUAUCUCUUCAUUUCCUUUGUAACUGGUCGUAAACUGAAUGUGAAUUUGGUUGAUGGCUUGUCUGCAAUCUGCAGUUCAUAGUAGAGUACAGCCGUCUGAAUAUCCAUAAGGGGCUUUGUUUUGUUUCUUCCCGAGACCAUCCAUUCCAAUAGAAUUUUAAAAGGGAUCCUACAGUACUAGGCAUGAUAUUAUAUUUUACGUUGUAGUUGACGGAUUCUUCA